GGUUACAUCCAUGCACAGGAAGCCUGUGGGUGGGGAGGGGACUUCACAGGAGAGGCAGGACCUCACCAGGCAGGCCCCCAGAGAGACAGUUCCUCACCAGGCAGCCCCCAGGGGAGAGCCGAUGACCUCACCAGGCAGCCCCAGGGAGAGCAGUUCCUCACCAGGCAGGCCCCAAGAGAGGCAGGACCUCACCAGGCAGGCCCCCAGGGAGAGGAGGACCUCACCAGGCACGGCCCCCAGGGAGAGCAGGACCUGACCAGGCAGGCCCCCAGGAGAGGCAGUCCUCACCAGGCAGGCCCCCAGGAGAGGCAGUUCCUCACCAGGCAAGCCCCCAGGGAGAGGGAGGACCUCACCAGGCAGGCCCCAGGGAGAGCAGGACCUCACCAGCAGGCCCCAGGGAGAGGCAGGACCUCACCAGGCAGGCCCCCAGGGGAGGAGGACCUCACCAGGCAGGCCUCCAGGGAGAGGCAGGACCUCACCAGGCAGGCCCCCAGGGAGAGGCAGUCCUCACCAGGCAGCCCCCAGGAGAGAGGGAGGACCUCACCAGGCAGGCCCCCAGGGAGAGGGAGACCUCACCAGGCAGGCCCCCAGGGAGAGGCAGGACCUCACCAGGCAGGCCCCCAGAGAGAGGCAGUUCCUCACCAGGCAGGCCCCCAGGGAGAGGCAGUUCCUCACCAGGCAGGCCCCCAGAGAGAGGCAGGACCUCACCAGGCAGGCCCCCAGAGAGAGGCAGUUCCUGCACCAGGCAGGCCCCAGAGAGAGGCAGUUCCUCACCAGGCAGGCCCCAGAGAGAGGCAGUUCCUCACCAGGCAGGCCCCCAGGGAGAGCAGUUUCCUCCAACCAGAGGCAGGCCGCAGAGAGCAAGGCAGUUCCUCACCAGGCAGGCCCCCAGAGAGAGGCAGUUCCUCACCAGGCAGGCCCCCAGAGAGAGGCAGUUCCUCACCAGGCAGGCCCCCAGGGAGAGGGAGGACCUCACCAGGCAGGUCUAUAAGCCCUGGGUGA
This is a messenger RNA of Salvelinus sp. IW2-2015, 1002 nucleotides long. RefSeq names its product basic salivary proline-rich protein 3-like. NCBI's taxonomy places the organism in Eukaryota, Metazoa, Chordata, Actinopteri, Salmoniformes, Salmonidae. The annotation marks the transcript as partial. The record is from RefSeq and is a predicted model, not a curated record. The transcript has a single exon.